AUGCGUCUCACCCCUAUCACCAGGACAAAUGCUCCCGACGCCGAAGCUUCGCAGGGCGCUCCGGACGAGGAGGCCAUGAAAGCGAGGAUGAAAGCGCUCGAGAAGGCCAAGAAUGAGAAAGCGCUCGAGAAGACCAAGCAGCGUCAUACUAAAAUUAACGGAUGGCUCAUUGCUGCAGCGGCUAUUACGUGUGGAGGGUUUGCAGCAGUUCGAUCAAAUCACUUAGCUUCGGUGGAGCUCGCGGCGUACGUAGGAAUAUGCUUCGGUGCCGCGCUAUUCCUCCUCCACUCUGUUAUCCAGGUCAACUCCGGACCGGAACGCUGGCCAUACUACUACGCAUCAUUUCUCGUGAUCCUUCUUGGAGCCGCACUCAACAUAGUACAGCGAAGGUUUUAG
Molecule: messenger RNA, 396 nt
Organism: Ramularia collo-cygni
Lineage: Eukaryota; Fungi; Ascomycota; Dothideomycetes; Mycosphaerellales; Mycosphaerellaceae
Exons: 1
Coding region: 1-396 (131 amino acids)
Source: RefSeq, a predicted model, not a curated record